AUGAGUGCAAACAAAGGAACCGCAGUUGGUAUCGACCUUGGGACAACAUACUCCUGUGUCGGUAUCUGGCAAAACGACAGAGUUGAGAUCAUUGCAAAUGAUCAGGGCAACAGAACAACGCCAUCGUAUGUUGCCUUCACGGACAGUGAGAGGCUGAUUGGUGAUGCAGCAAAGAACCAGAUUGCAAUGAAUGUGAAGAAUACCGUCUUUGAUGCAAAGAGACUGAUUGGAAGACGAUUCAGUGAUCCAGCAAUACAAGAGGAUAUGAAGCACUGGUCAUUCACUGUUGUCAAUGAUGGCAAUGACAAGCCGUUGAUUCAGGUGGAGUACAAGGGAGAGACAAAGAAGUUCACACCAGAGGAGAUCAGUUCGAUGGUGCUGACGAAGAUGAAGGAGACAGCAGAGGCGUUUGUUGGUGGGAAAGUCAACAACGCAGUCAUCACAUGUCCAGCCUAUUUCAAUGACUCGCAGCGACAGGCAACAAAGGAUGCAGGCACAAUUGCAGGCAUCAAUGUGCUCAGAAUCAUCAAUGAGCCAACAGCAGCAGCAAUAGCAUAUGGACUUGACAAGAAGACAGAGAGAGAAAAGAACGUCUUGAUCUUUGAUCUUGGUGGUGGAACAUUUGAUGUGUCACUUCUUGCUAUUGACGAUGGAGUCUUUGAAGUGAAGGCAACAAACGGCAACACACACCUUGGUGGCGAAGACUUUGAUAACAGAAUGGUCAACCACUUCAUUGCCGAGUUCAAGAGAAAGUACAAGAAAGACAUUUCAGGCAAUGCACGAGCAGUCAGAAGACUCAGAACAUCAUGUGAAAGGGCAAAGCGAACACUGUCAUCUGCAGCAACAGCAAACAUCGAAGUCGACCAGUUGUAUGAAGGAAUCGACUUCUACACAUCAAUCACAAGAGCGCGUUUUGAAGAACUCAACAUCGACCUCUUCAAGUCAACAAUCGCACCAGUCGAGAAGGUGCUUGAAGACGCAAAACUGGACAAAGGGAGCAUUGACGAUGUUGUGCUGAUUGGCGGAUCAACUCGUAUUCCAAAGGUAGUGCAGAUAUUACAAGACUUCUUCAAUGGGAAGGAGAUCAACAAGAGCAUGAAUCCAGAUGAGGCUGUUGCUUAUGGUGCUGCUGUGCAGGCUGCCAUUCUGACUGGAAAUGGUGGAAAGGCAACAGAAGACGUGUUGCUGCUUGACGUUGCGCCGUUGACACUUGGCAUUGAGACAGCGGGCGGUGUGAUGACAGCACUGAUCCCACGAAACUCGACAAUCCCAGCAAAGAAGUCACAGAUCUUCUCAACAUAUGCAGACAACCAGCCAGGCGUGCUCAUCCAAGUCUUUGAAGGCGAGGCAUCCAUGACAUCACACUGCAACCUGCUUGGCAAGUUUGAGUUGAGUGGCAUCCCACCCGCACCACGUGGUGUCCCACAAGUAGAAGUCACAUUUGACAUCGAUGCAAAUGGGAUUCUGAAUGUGUCAGCUGAAGACAAGACAACAGGAAAGAAGAACAAGAUCACAAUCACAAACGACAAGGGAAGACUCUCAAAGGAGCAGAUCGACAAGAUGGUUGCAGACGCAGAGAAGUUCAAGGCGGAGGACGACAAGAUGAAGGAGCUUGUUGAAGCAAAGAAUGGACUUGAGAACUUCUGCUACUCGAUGAAAAACACACUCAACGAGCAAAUUGCAGCAAAGCUCUCACCAGACGACAAGGCAGCAAUUGAAGCAACCAUCAAGGAGACACUCGACUGGCUCGACAAGAACCAAUCGGCAUCAAAGGAUGAAUACACACAGAAACAGAAGGAAGCUGAGGCGAAGAUCCAGCCCAUCUUCACUAAAAUGUAUCAACAGAAUGCAGCAGCCGGUAACAUGCCAGGCGGUAUGCCACAAGGUGGUAUGCCCGGUGCACAACAACAGGGCGCAAAGAAGAGCGACACAAAGGGGCCGAAGAUUGAGGAGGUCGACUGA
Messenger RNA from Entamoeba invadens IP1, 1962 nucleotides. RefSeq names its product heat shock protein 70, putative. Gene Ontology annotation, cellular component: cytoplasm. Gene Ontology annotation, biological process: cellular response to unfolded protein; protein refolding. NCBI's taxonomy places the organism in Eukaryota, Evosea, Mastigamoebida, Endamoebidae. The transcript has a single exon. The coding region runs from base 1 to 1962 and encodes 653 amino acids. The record is from RefSeq and is a predicted model, not a curated record. Gene Ontology annotation, molecular function: misfolded protein binding; heat shock protein binding; ATP hydrolysis activity.